Molecule: messenger RNA, 1093 nt
Organism: Nematolebias whitei (Rio pearlfish)
Lineage: Eukaryota; Metazoa; Chordata; Actinopteri; Cyprinodontiformes; Rivulidae
Product: WD repeat and FYVE domain-containing protein 2
Molecular function (GO): protein binding; metal ion binding
Source: RefSeq, a predicted model, not a curated record
CACCACUGCAGGAAGUGCGGCCAGGCCGUGUGCGGCAAGUGUUCGUCCAAACGCUCCACCAUCCCCCUCAUGGGCUUCGAGUUUGAGGUGCGCGUGUGCGACAGCUGCCACGAGUCCAUCACCGACGAGGACCGAGCGCCCACAGCCACCUUCCACGACAGCAAGCACAACAUUGUGUACAUGCACUACGAGCCCACCACUGGAAACCUGCUCACCUCUGGCACCGACAAGGCCAUCAAGCUCUGGGACAUGACUCCUGUGGUGUCCUGAGUCUUCCUGGACACGCGACGUUCAGCGAGGACCUCUGACGAACUGUGACGAUUUCAUGGCAGCAGCUGCACUUUGAAGAGGGAGGAGCUUUCCAAACAGCCUCUGUGUCAUCUGGAUAAUAUUUAACGACAAAGUGUGGCUGCUGGCCCGUUUAGCUGCAGCCCAGUGAAGCCUGAGGGCGGGGCCGGUCUACAGACUUGCAGAGUCAACGUGUCCGGAGAGCUCUCUGGACUCGGGGAAACUUUGUGGCAUUUGACUUUGGAUGUUAUCCACACAACUGAAUGAUUUAACGUCCACACCUUUGCUCUGAUCUAAUACUGAAAACUCAUGAAAAGUACUAAACGUCCAUGUGAAACGUCACCGAACUGGACUCAAACUCUUAGCAGGAACAUCUACGAUACAAGAUGCUGUUUCUGCUCGGGUUCCCUGCCAGCAGUUCAGGAGUACAUGUUGCCACCUGCAGGCUCAGUCUCUUAUUUUAUUCAUUCCACGUUCUAAUAAACACAUGAAACUUAACCACCUGUCAACUUGGAACAGUCAACCGCUUGUAAAUUCAUAAUAGCGCCUUAUUUCCAGAACGAAGCAGAAUAAAAUGCAGCAUUAAUGUGGCUGAAGUUGUGACUCUCACAUAAAUAAAUCCCAAAAUCCGUUUUGAGUUUGCACUAAAUUUAGUUUCAUUUUCUCCAAAGGUCCUUUAAAUCAUGUUACUACAGAAUAAAACACGAGGUCAAAUCAGAGGAUACAAAGGAAAUUUAAAGUGUUAAAAUCAGAGCCAAGCAUGAUAAUUAAAUAUAAAAUGAGAUAUUAAUGAUGCACGAGCUCC